Molecule: messenger RNA, 2540 nt
Organism: Nomia melanderi (Alkali bee)
Lineage: Eukaryota; Metazoa; Arthropoda; Insecta; Hymenoptera; Halictidae
Source: RefSeq, a predicted model, not a curated record
GUGAUUCUGUCCCUCCUGUUCUCUCGCCCCUUCCCCCACCGCGCGUCGCGAAGCACCAUACCAUACCACCUGCAAGGCGAUUGGUCAGUUCAGAGACAGGUCAAACGGCAACACAUCGGUUAGCGUCUCUGUCACAUUUAUCUCGCGUUUUGGAGUUGGUUCGAACUUGUCGUCGGUCACGUCCUCAGACAUAUAUCCUCGGUUCACGGGAAACCACGUGUGUGCCGCGUACGCGUUCUGAUUUCGCGUGUGAAUAGAGUACAACACCGAGUCCGCUCCGCUCGGACUGGAAACGCCGAAUUCCAUCGAGUUUUGACCGCGAGCUUUUCAAACGGUGCCACAUUAUGCGCCACGGUGACGCGAGUGUAGCGGAGUGUUUUGACACGAGCGUGGCGCGGUGAUUUCUGUGAGAGAUCGCGUCCGAUGAAUGAAGAGGAGACUGGGCCCCGUCGCAAACGAAGCGGAAGGAUAGAUUGUCCAGGAUGCAAACCGACCCAAACGCAGGACUUGGUCUUGCUGUUGUGGCAGGGGAUGUCCUUGCUCUGCGAGGAACGGGACUAGCCGCUGCCGAAACAUGGGCCCUCCUGUGCCAGGCUGCCCAGGCCCUCCAGGACCUCUUCCUCUCGAGAAUAGACGGUGGUGUAGUGGGUGGUUCGAGAGCUGGACCAGUGGUGACUCUUCACACGUUAGAAUUGACACCACGUGGUAGGGUGCUGCUACAACUCGCACCGCCCGAAACCGCUCGAGCGUAUCUGCCGCCUGAAUAUCGACCGGGUCGUGUAUAUUCAGACACCGACUCAGAAAAGAUGUGGAUGUACUCUCUAGGAAGAGCAUUAUUGGACACAACCCCGCGAGUCGCGGCACUGACGGGAACGGUUUCCGUUUCACCCUCGUCGGCGCUCCAGUCCGUUCUAGCUGCCAUGACGGAACCCGAUCCCCGAAGACGUGCCUCAUUGAUGAAUCUCUUGGACGUGAUCUCCGAGUACUGUCGCACCCGUCUGCAAUCAAAACCCUUCACCCACAUAGUAAUGGACAUGUACCGGGAGGUGGUGAAGUCCCCGCAAUACGCGGCCCGGAAGCGUAUAAUCUAUCAACACUUGAACCCUCCGCCACCACUGCGCAACUCUUCGGAAAGGUCAGAUCAGAACCGUCAUCAGAACUAUCCUCAUCACCAGCAGCCACCUCCGCACCACCUCGACCCCCUUCAAUUAAUCCAUAGCCAGGUGACGACUCGUCAUCAUCAGGACCGGGCUUAUCACGCGCCUAAUCAGUUCAAUCCUCCUCCAAGGCAGUCUCAUCCGGAUCGAAUCCAGCGAACUUCGAGCCAGUUUCAGGUGCUCCAAGACGGUCAACACUCACAGCAGCAGCAACAUAUAUCCAAAGCGCAUCACUUCCCGCAUCAUCAUCCAACGAAGGGAGCUCUGUUCAAGCUGCAGUCGCAGAAUUCACACUCGCACCCUAAUCUGACCAGCUUAUGCGGUCAGUCGUCUCAGUCGAAUCGUUGCCCGGAAGCUAACUCGAAGGACCACCGGACGCAAUUCCAAUCGCAGAUGAACGUCCAAGCGAGCGGGCACCAUGUCGUUACCGGGAUUCAUCAUCAGCGCAAGCACCACCACUCCAGAACGUACUCCCAGCCGAUCUACACGAGGCUGCAGCAUACGAGGAGCAGUGGCAACCUGCCGACGACCAUCGUCUGUGAAAAUAAUUCCGGCGGGAACGUCUACAGCGACCCUAUUUACGCGCAGCCCGUUAAGCCCUUCCUGAGCUCCCAAGACGUCCGGGUAAACGGACUCACCAUGAAGCCACCUGUCACUCAUAACGAGGAUGUUUACGCAGCUACGACGAUUGCAAGGCGACCGUCAGGCGCUGGUUAUUCUCAUCCAGACAUAGCAACGUCGUCGUCGGAACGCGUGCGAGAAGAGGUUUACGGUAAAUCAACGGGACGUACGAAUCCCUCGUUGCAGAGGCAAUGCUCAAAUCCUCAGCUGCCCAGCAGGGAUCAACAGGAAGAGGAUUUCAAGCGACUUCCGGAGCAGAAUUUCGUGACGGUUGAUCACAGGUAUCUGGCGACAAAACGGAAAGAGGAGCAGAUAGAGCAACAACAAAAUCCAGUGUCUUCCAUGAGGGUCAGAAGUGUUCAAGGACCCCCGAAACCGCCGCGUAUAAUCACCACUUUGAAAAAAGCACCAUUCUCCGACGCGGAGAGCAGCAAGUCGGAACCACCUGCCAAACCGCCUAGAAAUCUAAUAAAGAAUGGACCGAGAGCUCGUCGCGGCAAAGCGGUUCAAAGAGCGCCUUCCCGGCUCUACAGAACAGUAGGCGGACCUAUGAGAUCGUUCAACAAAGCGCAGUGCAUUGGUCCUGAAUUUGUGGUGCGUGCCAAUCAGCCACCAAAGACGUUGUGUGUCGGACAAGUAAGGGUAAUGAUACCUUUGGUUUCCUUUCUAUGUAAUAUCUUUCUUUUUAUAUGUUACAUGUAUCUUUUACUUUAUAAAUUUCUUUUACAUAUUACACAAGAAAAUAGAAGUAGACGGUACUAA